AUGAUUUCAGACUUGGAACAAAAGUACGGCUACAAUCAAUACUGGAUAGGAGCGUACCAUUCCGGUAGUACUUUCGAAUGGGCAACUGGAAUCCAGAUGGCUGAUAAUGACUAUAAGCAUUGGGCACCUCACGAGCCGGACCUUGAUAAAGGUGACUGUGUUUAUGAGGAAAGCAAUGGCUGGCAUUCGGAUGAAUGCAACGACUUCAUGCAUGCUCAUCACUUCAUUUGCCAGAAGAAUUCAUGUAUGCUUUUGUGCCAUGCAAUCUCGUGCACCUUAUAA
Molecule: messenger RNA, 282 nt
Organism: Anisakis simplex (herring worm)
Lineage: Eukaryota; Metazoa; Nematoda; Chromadorea; Rhabditida; Anisakidae
Source: the annotation of a GenBank genome assembly